UGUUCUGACAUUGUUUGAAAUUAACAGAAAUAAAGAGAGAGAGAAAAUAAUAAGCGCAGUAGCAUAUGCUAGAAAGAAAAAAAAAUCUAAGCCACGCUCAAGGUAUAUAUAGAGUCGCAUUUAUUCACCCCCCGCAUUGUUUUUGAAGCAAUAGACUUUUAUCCGCAAACCUCCCAAAAAUGUAUAAAGCCAGAAUUGGACUAUUGACAAGAACUCUGUUAUCACAGAGACAAAUACCUCAAAAACAAGUGAGGAUUUUACAAGCCUACUCUUCCUUACGUAAAGUUAGACAACCUGGUCCGCGUAGUCGUGUAUUGAGUCAUGUUGAACCUCUUAGAAAGACUCGUACUCCUGUGGCACCUCAAGCAGCCAGUGCAGUGGAAGGUGGUUUAGAGCACAAUGACGACACUGUCGACAACACUACAAGUCCCAUUAGUGACACACUUGUCCAAGUACCUACAGAUGCAGAGCACCAAGUGAUAAAACCCGACUCAGCUGGAGCAGCCUUGUUGACACAACCUGCGAUUGUGGUGGGAAGAGAACUGGAGAUGAUGAAUGUGUUUUUAGGAUACGAGCAAGCCAACAAGUAUAAGAUUAUGGAUGCCAAUGGCAACCAUCUUGGAUAUAUUGCAGAGGAAGAAGGAUUUGGUAAAAGCAUCAGUAGACAAUUAUUGCGUACACAUCGAAAGAUGAAUGCCACGAUUUUGAAUCUGGAAGGUGAUGUCAUGUUCAAGAUUGUUCGACCUUAUUCUUUAGUGAAUAGCCGCAUCUAUAUUUAUACUGCGGAUGAUGAAUUAGUCGGAGAAGUGCAACAACGUUGGAAUUUGGUGAGAAGAAAAUACGACUUGUUUGUUGGUACCUCUCAAUUUGCCUCGAUUGAUACACCCUUUUUGGGUUGGGACUUCAAUUUGACAGAUGAACAUGGAGGUGCAUUGGGUAAUGUCAGCCGAAACUUUGUUGGUUUUGCAAGAGAAAUAUUUACAGAUACAGGUGAAUAUGUCUUGAGAAUGGAUGCUGUCGAUGGUAAUUCAAGAGGUAUGACCUUGGAUGAAAGAGCCGUAACAUUGGCCUGUGCUAUUUCAAUUGAUUUUGAUUAUUUUUCAAGACACUCAAGUCAUGGCGGUGGUGGAUUCUUACCGUUUCCCAUGAUGAUGGGAGGUGGUGAACGUCAUGAAGGUGAAGUGGAUGGUGGCGCUGUGACUGGUGGCGCUGCUGCUGGUGGAGCAACUGGCGCUGCCACUGGAGGUGCUGUGGGUGCUGCUGGUGGUGACUUUGGUGGUGGUAGCUAUGGCUCUGGUGAUUACGGUUCUGCAUCCACACCCCCACCUCCACCUCCACCUCCAGCGGAGAAUACAAAUGAAUGGGGAGAUCCUUGGUUAUCUGAUGAACAAGCUGGUGUAUCCAAUCCUGAUGACGAAGGAGGUUUUUUUGAUAGCUUGAGCGACUUUUUUGGCGACAGCAAUUAAAUAAAAAAAUAAAAAGUUUAAAUUUUGUACUUCUUUUUUCGUUUCUAUUAUUUUUCCACCUUUUUUACAGUAUAUCAAUGUUGAAAAGCCGUCUUGUGUUUAGUGCAGUUCUCAAACGAAAGUUUCAUGCAUUGCCUAGUUUUGAAAAGUUUGUCAUCACGCCCGAGAUUAAGUCGGCUAUCCUUCAAGGAAGACCUGUAGUUGCUUUGGAAUCCACAAUCAUCAGUCAUGGUAUGCCGUAUCCUCAGAAUGUAGAGACAGCCAAAGCAGUAGAAGAUAUUAUUCGAGAUCAAGG
Molecule: messenger RNA, 1761 nt
Organism: Mucor mucedo
Lineage: Eukaryota; Fungi; Mucoromycota; Mucoromycetes; Mucorales; Mucoraceae
Product: Scramblase-domain-containing protein
Exons: 3
Coding region: 180-1466 (428 amino acids)
Biological process (GO): plasma membrane phospholipid scrambling
Cellular component (GO): plasma membrane
Molecular function (GO): phospholipid scramblase activity
Source: RefSeq, a predicted model, not a curated record